AUGCCCGCUCUUCCUCGAUUCCAGGCAUCCAAAGUCAUUCAGACUGCUGUCCCCCGCCUAUUGCAACGCCAACUUGCUGCCGCCGCCGAUUUCUUCGGCGGUGGCAGUGGACGCGAAGGGCAGAAGAAGGCUUUAUUGAUCGGAAUAACGUAUCGGUAUAACUCCACGGACAUAUACCCGGAGCUUCACGGGACGACGAGCGAUGUGUGUGAGCUCAAAGAAACGCUCAUUAACUGUUAUGGAUUCAAGAAGGAGGACGUGGUUGUGUUAAACGAUGGAAAUAACGAUACCAUGGGAUCAGAAACGUGGCCUUCGAGAACCAAUAUUAUCGCAGCGAUCAAAGCCUUGGUUGACGGUGCCCAGCCUGGGGAUGAUUUUGUCUUCCAUUUUGCGGGACAUUCGGACCAAAUUGAGGCUAAGUUCGAUCUCAAUGAGGAGGACGGCCAAGAUGAAGUCAUGAUCUGUGCCGAUCUGCAGCGGAUUAUAGACGAUGAUAUCCGCAAGCUCCUCGUGGAUCCACUACCGAAAGGCAGCAGGCUGACGGCGAUACUGGAUUCCUGCCAUUCCGGUACUAUGCUCGACCUAACUCACUAUGGCUGUAACGAAUUUCCAGAACGCCAUAACUCCAUGCCGUUUGAGGUCGUCGUUGGAAGACACGAAGCGCGACCCCGUCGUUGUCCACGCCGUGUUCACACUGUCGCUACCGAGCAAGAAUUCAUCCGGCGCUCUAUCAUCCCCGACAAGUUAUCUCUCAUGAAACUCAAGGUCCAUGCCAUAGCACGAAUGAAGAUGGGAGCAAAAAAGGGCGCAUCUCGUCGGAAGUUCUCUGCAGCCCAGCUCCUGUUUGCUCGGUCUGUUGCUCCGCGGACAUGCGGAAGCCAUUGCAAACUUGAAGUGAGGACAGAGGCUACCGUUAUCUCCAUCUCCGCAUGUGCGGACCAUCAACUAGCUUAUGAGGAUGAUAUGGAGAAUUCAGGUUCCAUGACCAAGUCUUUGGUCAAGAUCCUAGGGAAACAUCCCUGCAUCACGAUCAACGAGCUACGCAAGAAGCUUCGGUCUAAGUUUUACGAGUCUGCAUUCGCGCGGCGUAAACGGCUGGUGGUGUACCAGAGAAUAGGUGGUGAUAUGACUGACUGGGAGGACGACUUGCGCGACUUUGAGGUUCAGAUCCCUCAGAUUGGCAGUCUAACUCCUCUGGAUCCCGAUGAGGUAUUUCUCGUUGGGCACAGAGGACGCCCAUUUUGGUGCAAGACGCGGUUCAAGACGAAGAUGGUGGCCUAGCGUCGUUGGCAAUAUCCCGAUGCUCGCGCCUGAUACCUUAUGACAUUAUACUCAUCUCUC
Molecule: messenger RNA, 1341 nt
Organism: Stereum hirsutum FP-91666 SS1
Lineage: Eukaryota; Fungi; Basidiomycota; Agaricomycetes; Russulales; Stereaceae
Exons: 14
Coding region: 1-1281 (426 amino acids)
Biological process (GO): proteolysis
Molecular function (GO): cysteine-type endopeptidase activity
Source: RefSeq, a predicted model, not a curated record